UUUCAUUACAAAAAACUUCUUUCCCCUUAAUUUGUUCUUUCAGUACUCCCCGAAAGGGCAGAUGGCGGGAAAUGAGUGGAUCAACGGUUAUUUGGAAGCCAUCCUAGACGCUGCAGGUUCAAAGAAGCAUCCCUUCUCUUACUCUUCUUCUGAACAUGCAACUGCAGUCGUGACCCCUAGUAGGUACAGUCCUACUCAAUACUUCGUCGAGGAGGUGGUCAAUCAUUUCGAUGAUUCAGACCUAUAUAAGACUUGGACCAAGGUUGUUGCAACUAGGAAUGCUCAAGAACGAAACAACAGGUUGGAGAAUAUGUGCUGGAGAAUAUGGCAUCUCGCGCGCAAAAAGAAACAGAUCGAAUGGGAGGAGGCGAGGUUGGUGGCGAAGAAGAGGCUGGAGAGCAGGGAUUUAGGAUAUGAGGACCUUUCUGAGCUUUCGGAAGGAGAGAGGGAGAAGGCCGUUGUCGACUCGCCGAGAAAUGGCGGUGUUAUCCCGAGGAUUAGUUCCGAGUUGGAGGUUUGGUCAGGUGAGGAUGGCGCGGAGGCUAAGCGCCUCUACAUUGUUCUCAUCAGCUUGCAUGGACUGGUUCGAGGAGAGAACAUGGAGCUUGGAAGAGACUCGGACACUGGAGGCCAGGUGAAAUAUGUGGUGGAGCUAGCCCGGGCCCUUGCGGCCACCAAGGGAGUUUACAGGGUUGAUCUUCUGACUCGUCAGAUAUCAUCCCCGGAUGUGGAUAGGACCUAUGGUGAACCUGUCGAGAUGCUCACUCACACAAUGGAUGAAGAUGCGUAUGCAAACGUAGAUGGCUGUGGAGCUUAUAUCAUUCGGCUCCCUUGUGGACCACGGGAUAGAUACAUACACAAGGAAGCUCUAUGGCCCCACAUCCCUGAAUUCAUUGAUCGUGCUCUCGCUCACAUAACCAAUGUAGCUCGUUCUCUUGCUGAACACCAGGCAGACUCCACUGCUGGAUAUUCUAAACCAACAUGGCCAUAUAUAAUCCAUGGUCACUAUGCUGACGCUGCUGAGGUUGCAGCUCACCUAUCAGGCUUACUUAAUGUACCAAUGGUGAUGACCGGUCAUUCGCUAGGCAGAAACAAGCUAGAGCAGUUGGUAAAGCAAGGGAGACUAACCCGAGGUGAAGUUAACUCUACUUACAGAAUUGCGAGGAGAAUUGAAGCAGAGGAGCUUGGGUUGGACUCAGCUGAAAUGGUGGUGACUAGUACAAGGCAGGAGAUUGAAGAGCAGUGGGGGUUGUAUGAUGGGUUUGAUGUUAGGCUAGAGAGGAAGUUAAGGGUGAGAAGGAGGAGGGGUGUUAGUUGCCUUGGCCGAUAUAUGCCUCGCAUGGUGGUUAUACCACCAGGGAUGGACUUUAGCUACGUAAACAUGCAGGAGUUAACUGAAGGAGAUGGAGACCUCUCAUCUUUUUUGGGAUCUGAAAGAAGUCAGAAUAAGAGAGAUCUGCCUCCCAUUUGGUCUGAGAUACUAAGAUUCUUCACAAACCCUCACAAACCUAUGAUCCUUGCACUGUCUCGGCCUGACCCAAAAAAGAAUGUCACCACCCUGCUUAAGGCCUUUGGGGGGUGCCGUGGACUCAGGGAGCUAGCUAAUUUGACUCUGAUACUAGGAAACAGGGAUGACAUCGAAGAAAUGCAUGGAAGCAGCACUGCAGUCCUCACAGCAGUUCUAAAGCUCAUUGAUAAGUAUGAUCUCUAUGGCCAUGUGGCAUAUCCUAAACACCACAAGCAAGGUGAUGUUCCUGAGAUCUAUAGGCUUGCAGCCAAGACCAAGGGAGUGUUCAUUAACCCAGCCCUUGUUGAGCCUUUUGGGCUUACUCUUAUUGAGGCAGCCGCUUAUGGCUUACCAGUGGUGGCUACUAAGAAUGGAGGGCCUGUGGAUAUUCUCAAGGCAUUGAACAAUGGUGUACUAGUAGAUCCACAUGAUCCCGAUGCUAUAUCUGAAGCCCUUCUAAAACUAGUUUCUAACAAGAGCCUAUGGCUAGAAUGUCGAAAAAAUGGCCUCAAGAACAUCCACCUCUUCUCCUGGCCUGAGCACUGCCGGAAUUACCUUUCCAAUGCUGAGCUCUGCAGAAUGCGCCAUCCUUCAACUGCUAUCAAUCUCACUCCACGAGUUGAGGAGCCAAUGAGUGAUUCCCUUCAAAACAUUGAUGACCUCUCUAUUCAGUUCUCUAUCGAUGGUGCUGAUAUUAACACUGCACUUCUAGAAGCCUUUCACCGUCGCAAUCCUCAGCCUGUUGAUUAUUGCUCAAGUCCUUGUAGGAGACAGAAUAUAUAUGUGAUUGCCACAGAUUGCUAUGAUUCCAAUGGAGAGAUUUUGAUGUGUGACUUGUCAUCUGUGAUUGGGGAAGUGAUGAGAGCUUGUGGGCAAGAUGGACACAACGGAUUUGUGUUCUCUACAGGAUGCACAAUUGGUGAAGCAAUUGAGGCAUUGAGGUGUUGUAAAGUGGAGCCAGGAGCUUUUGAUGCUUUAAUCUGCAGUAGUGGGAGUGAGGUUUAUUAUCCAUGGAAGGAUUUGAUUACUGAUGAGGACUACAGUGCACAUUUGGAGUAUCGGUGGUCAGGGGAGCAUGUGAAAUCUUCUGUGAUGAGGUUUGCUAAGAUUGAUGGUGCAAUAGAGGAGGACAGUUUGAUUGUUGAUGAGGGAGCCGGCAGUUGUCAUUGUUAUGCUUACUCUCUAAGACCAGGAGCGAAGGCCCGAAAAGUUGAUGCUAUUCGUCAGAAUCUUCGAAUGAGGGGCUUCCGAUGCAACCUCAUCUGCACUCGAGCCUGCACUCGUUUAAAUAUCAUCCCAUUGUUUGCAUCAAGAGCUCAUGCACUAAGGUAUUUAUCAAUACGCUGGGGCUUCGACCUCUCAAAGGUGACAAUAUUCGUGGGAGAAAAAGGAGAUACUGAUCUUGAAGAACUACUUCCAGGUGUACAUAAGACGAUAAUUCUCAGAGAUUUCGUACGUUAUGGAAGCGAGAGGCACUUGAGAGACGAGGAGAGCUACGAGAGAGAAGAUGUAGUUCCAGUGGAUAGCCCGAAUAUAGCCUCUCUAGCAGAAGGAUGUGAUGCCAGUGACAUAUCGAGUGUUAUAGAGCGCAUUGGAGGAAAACUAUGAUGAUUCUAACUAGUGUGCAAGGACUCUGUGUUUGUUGUUUUUAUCAAUAAUAGUUGUUAUAUUGAGAGGGAGAAAAAAUAACACAUAUAUAUGUAUUAUACCCAAAGAAAGAGGAGAUUUACACAUUGUUUGUUGAUGACAACAAGGCAUACUUGCUGUUGUUUAAUGAAUUUUAAUGAAUAUGGUUACGAGAUA
Asparagus officinalis (garden asparagus) is the source of this 3310-nucleotide messenger RNA. RefSeq names its product probable sucrose-phosphate synthase 4. Gene Ontology annotation, molecular function: sucrose-phosphate synthase activity. The record is from RefSeq and is a predicted model, not a curated record. Gene Ontology annotation, biological process: sucrose metabolic process. Bases 62 to 3115 code for a protein of 1017 amino acids. The transcript has 14 exons. Lineage: Eukaryota; Viridiplantae; Streptophyta; Magnoliopsida; Asparagales; Asparagaceae.